AUGUCCAUCUUUCUGCGAAGUCCACUCCUGGUGAGCUGUCUGAAGACUCGCCAGGCGGCCACUCUCCUGACCGGUCCUGCGCCCCGUCAGACACUCCUCAACAAUGUCCGCCUCUUCGGCAACAACAGCGGCGCCCGCGGCACUGGCCGCGGCGCGGGCCGUGUCUACGCGAAGCAGUCGAUUGAGGUGAAGCAGUCGCCCACUCGAUCGCUGAAGGAGAUCCUCAUGCAGCCCACGGCGGGAACUCCAUUCGCCCUUGGCUCGGGUGCCGUGGCCGGCGCCUCCCUCCUCGGCAUCGGCGCACUCUGCUACUACGGACUGGGGCUGAGCAAGACUGGUGGAACGUAUGAAAAUUCUUUCGCCUGGCCGGAAUAUGUUCGCGAUCGCGUCAAGGCCACCUACUUCUACUUUGGCUCUGGGCUGGGCAUUACCGCUGCCUCCGCCGUGGCCGCCUUCCGCAGCCCCCGAAUGAUGAACCUCAUGACCCGAAACUCAUUUGGGGCAAUUCUCCUGACGAUUGGCGCCAUGAUUGGCACCUCAAUGAUCGCCCAGUCGAUUCCGUACAAGGAGGGCAUCGGCGCGAAGCAGCUGGCCUGGGCGGUGCACUGCGGCGUCGUUGGAGCCGUCAUUGCGCCGAUGUGCAUCUUCGGCGGCCCCAUUCUCCUUCGUGCGGCCAUGUACACUGCCGGCAUUGCCGGCGGCCUGUCGGCGAUCGCCUACUGCGCCCCUAAUGACAAGUUCCUCUACAUGGGCGGUCCGCUGGCCAUCGGCCUGGGCGCUGUCUUUGCAGCCUCGAUGGGAGCCAUGUUUCUGCCGGCCACCAGCGCCCUGGGCGCCUCCCUCUACUCGAUCAGCCUCUACGGAGGACUGCUCCUCUUCAGCGCCUUUCUCCUCUACGACACGCAGCGCGUCGUUCGCAAGGCGGAGACGCAUCCCUACUACAGCAUGGUGCCCUAUGACCCCGUCAAUGCGUAA
This is a messenger RNA of Rhagoletis zephyria (snowberry fruit fly), 975 nucleotides long. NCBI's taxonomy places the organism in Eukaryota, Metazoa, Arthropoda, Insecta, Diptera, Tephritidae. The record is from RefSeq and is a predicted model, not a curated record.